AGGGGGCAGCACCGCCCUGAAAAACUCACAGGACGGAGAGCUGGCCGGAAAUGACAGCGAGUAAAUGACGGGAAAAGAAAAUGGAGGCGGCAGUGUUCAUUCUGUCGCUUGUGGACUGCUGUGCACUGAUUUUCCUCUCUGUCUACUUUAUUAUUACCCUGUCUGAUCUAGAAUGUGACUACAUCAAUGCGAGAGCAUGCUGCUCCAAACUGAACAAAUGGGUAAUUCCAGAGAUGAUUGGCCAGUGUCUUUCCACGAUGCUGAUGUUGGUCUCCAUGCACUGGUUCAUCUUCCUCCUCAACCUGCCUGUAUCAGCCUGGAACAUUUACAGGCACGUGAAGGUUCCGAUGGGAAACAUGGGUGUGUUUGACCCUACUGAGAUCCACAACCGAGGUCAGCUCAAGUCCCACAUGAAGGAGGCCAUGAUCAAACUAGGUUACCACUUGCUCUGCUUCUUCAUUUACUUGUACAGCAUGAUCUUGGCUCUAAUCAACGACUGAAGCACUCACCAGGCUCUGUGACCCAAGCUGUAAAAUUCCAAACUCCAGGGUUUUUUCUAUGUUUCCCCUUGUGUCCUGCUCCUGUACUGUAUGCAUCAACAGUUUCAGAACAAGUUUACAAUUACUGUGCUAACAAUGUUCACACUGUUAUCUGUUUUGUCACAGUCGCUGUGUUAUAACCUUGAAACCAUACGAAGUCUGAUAUUAAACCAUUUAACAAUUCAGUACCGACAUGACAAAAUUCUGUUGUAAUGGGAACUCAAGUCAUCAAUUAUUUUUCUUCAGCCUUUAUCUGCAGCCGUUAGUAAUGGCAGCUCAAGUGUAAGUGUUUUUACCGUCAAAGUCAAAUUGGGAAAAAUGCAGAUAUUGCCUCAAAUUCCAAAACACAGCAUACCUUGUUUUGCCCAAUGAUGUACCAUUCAAGCCUUGGGGGAUGAGGACUAUCACUCUGUCAUUCACAAAGUCAAGCUUUUGGUUUGAGUGCUCUGAAAUAGUAGUCUGCCUUUUUAGUUGACUUUGUGUCAUGUCUGUAGUUGUUCUCAUGUGGUUGCAUUUGUGUGAGGUUUUUUAAAUUAUUUUUCUACUUUAUUUUAGCUUACUUGUUGUGUCACUCUUGGUUUUGUCCAAUGCUAUUACUGCUCCUUUAUUUCUUUAGGUCUCACAUUCUCCCACCUAACUAACAUAAUGGGUUAAGCUUGUACAAACGAUUUGGUCAAAGUAUCAAAGUUUUUUCUGGAAUCAGGGUUUUGUGAUGAUAUUGAAGUGUAGUGAAAACUGUUAUUGGGACAUUACUCAUUCUGUUCUGAAAUUGUUUAUGCAUACAGGAGCUGCUAGACCUCCAGCAUCACACUCCAUCUUUGAUCAUCAAUGCAACACACACACACACACACUCUCUCACUCUCACUCUAUUGUUGUACGGGACAGAUGUUGCAUCACACAUGGAUUCUGUCUGAACUGCUCAGUCUAGUGUUUUUGCCAUGAAACGGGUUGUUCCACACUGUGUGUAAAGAAAAGAGACUAAAUACAAACUGAGUGGCAGAUGGAAUUUGACCUCAGUCAUGUGCCAUUUGUAUGUACUGAGUGACUUUUACAUUGACGUUCCCUUUGUUAGCAGUCUUCUCAGCUCUUCACUAGAAUGAUGGAUGUGUGCGCUCUUAGUCUCAUAGUGUAUAGGCAGAGCAUGGCUGUACAGUACAUUCCUACCUGCCCUGUACUGUAAAAGGCUGUAGUGCGAGCCACAUGCAGGUACCCUGGAGAAAUGCUGGUCACUGAGUUCAUUUCUGAUUCAUACUAUAAUAUCUUUUUGGGAGGGAAUAUUUCAUAAAUAAACAUGAAAGAAAAGGUU
Scophthalmus maximus (turbot) is the source of this 1845-nucleotide messenger RNA. It is a transcript of the gene cnih4, whose product is annotated as cornichon family AMPA receptor auxiliary protein 4. Gene Ontology annotation, cellular component: endoplasmic reticulum membrane; COPII-coated ER to Golgi transport vesicle. The transcript has 5 exons. Gene Ontology annotation, biological process: endoplasmic reticulum to Golgi vesicle-mediated transport. The record is from RefSeq and is a predicted model, not a curated record. The coding region runs from base 81 to 500 and encodes 139 amino acids. Lineage: Eukaryota; Metazoa; Chordata; Actinopteri; Pleuronectiformes; Scophthalmidae.